CAGUAUUGACAGAUUAUGUCCGUCGGCCCAGCUGCAAGGAAAUACUUUGCAUAAAUCCAUAACAAAACGUGCAGCCGAUGACCUUUGACACGUUAAGUGCAAAACUUGCACAAUUUGCUAAAUGGCACCUCGCUGGUAUUUGCCUGCUAGUUUAUGCAGGCUGACUCUCGUCUGCCAUUGUUGGAACGGAUUUAGUAAUGUCGUGAUAAAAUGUUUACGUUAACCGAGCGCCCUUUGACCCCUCCCCUUCACCGUAAGUGUUGCUGUGCUCCUCUGCCCGCAUGAUGGCUACCCUGGCUCUAAAUUAGGAACUGGAGAGCCGGGAGACAUAGCUAUUCCCCCUUGAAGGACUCUCACUUGUGCUAGACACGGACAGACAGCACUGGAGAAAGGUUCAUUGCAAGUGUGCGUCAGACCUCCAGUGAGAGGACAGUAGAAUUGGGGUUGUUAGCUAAGGAGACCCUGAGAAACCCAGUUUUGGCUCUUCAGCCCUGCGGAAACCUCCUCUUCAAUGGCUGCUGCUGCUGCCUCCACCACUGCUGUGCCAGAGGGUUUUCAUUAUGAAACGAAGUAUGUCGUCCUCAGCUACCUGGGUCUCAUCUCGCUUGACAGGCCUCAAGGGCAACAGGGUGCCACUGCAGAAGGAGCUGCACAGCCGGAGCAGUCGUCCCAGGAGAAGGAGAGGGCAAUGCAGAUGAAGGCGGAGAUCGAGGAGGAGCUCAGGCUUCUGGAGGAGGAGAUCUCUGCCUCCUUCCACAGCACAGGCUUUGACUGCCAUACAUCUCCAGUGUUCAGCCCUGCCAACCCAGAGAGCUCUAUAGAAGACUGCCUGGCUCACCUUGGGAGCAGAGUGUGGGAAGAGCUGGGCACACCUCUGCACCUGGCUCUCCAGACCCUCCUCAGUGCACCCCUGGAUUACCAACAGUACAAGUUAGCUGUUGAUGAAGUGUCAGCUCACUGUCAUGGCUGGAAUAAGGUGCUGGUGCCGCUGGUGCUGCUGCAGGAUGUGAUGAGGGAGCUGACAAGGCAGGGGGAGCGGCCCCUGGACCUGCUGCUGCAGCUGGGGGUGCAGUACCUGGAGGAGACCGCAGCAGAUUACAUCAUCCAGCAGGGCGGAUGGGGCACUGUGUUCAGCCUGGAAGAGGAGGAGGACCAAGGCAUCAUUGCUGAAGACAGCAACGACAUCUACAUCCUGACAAGUGACAACUCUGGUCAGCUCAGCCCCCCCGAGUCCCUGGUGGCCACCAGCUCUUGGCAAGCCGAGAGCCUCCCUGUCUCCCUGUCUGCCAGCCAGAGCUGGCACAGCGAGAGCUUGCCAGUCUCCCUUGGGCCCGAGUCCUGGGCGCAGGUCACCAUGGACCCUGAAGACAUCAAGAGCCUGGACAGCAACGGUGGGGCUGAGGAGCGCAGCGAGAACAACUCCUCCAACUCGGACAUCGUGCAUGUGGAGAAGGAGGAGAUCGUGGAGGACGAGGGGGCGGUUUCCUUGGCCGAGAUCCUGGAGGUCCCGGGGCUUCAGGAAGGGGUUCUGAAAGAGCUGUCCUCUCUGGCAAGCGAGGAAGGCGCUGCUCUUCCUGUGUCAGAGGAGCCAGCCUUGCCACGCGCUGCCCCCCCCGCACCGCGCGAGAGGCCUGCCAGCCCUGCACCGGAGUCGUCUCAGACUGCAGCAGCUGAGCCCCAACCCGUGGCUCAAGCAGAGAAGCCGCCUGCGCCCGCCGCAGAGGCCAAGCCCGUCACGGAGCCGGCUCCCCCUGCUGGGGGGGAGGAGAAGUCUGCUGUCGAGAGGGAGCCAGAGGUAGAGCCCCCUGCCGCUGUGCCGGUGUGUCACCUGGAGCCCGUGGUACCUCCAAAGGGAGAGACGCCCCCGGAGGCGGAGACUGUGCCUCCUCAGGAGGAGGCGCUCCCCUCUGUGCCUGAGGACAUCUGGGUGUUUCUGUACGGUGGUGCAGCGGUGGUUGCAAUAGUGGCGGUGGUUGUGGCCGCGGCCCUGGUGUACAAAAAAAAAUAGGCCGGGGUGGGGGUGGGGAGUUUCAUGAAUCGCAAAUGUGACUCGCUGCAGGCUGCCGUUUCCAGGCUGCUGAAAACCGUGGAAAGGAGGGAAUGUACUUCCGCUGUGUUCAGGUUUCCCUUUUCUUUUUUUUUUUAGUGCUUUCAUAUGUUUCUUGUAGUAUUUUGACUUAAACUGGAGUGGAGCUGUUUUAAUUUUCAUUUUCCAAAGUAUGUCUUCUGGAACAUUCGGUAUCGUACACCAUGGUCAUUUGCUUUUAUUCAUAUUGUUGUCCUAUACGUGCGAGUGGAAUCUGAACACCCACAACUAUAAAAAAAAGUACAGGAGGUAGAGAGAAAGAUUUAGGAUAUAAUGUAUAUGCUCAGGACCACAGUUGCCUCUCUGGAAUGGACCUUGUGGUUUUAGAUAUUUAGCACGCAAAGUAAACCCAAGCAUUUUGACCGUUUCUCUUUGGGUACUGGGCUUGACCUGACUUGUUACACUGAGUAUGGGAAUACAUUUUUAGUCCAUAUUGAAAAAACUCUUUCACUCCCUUUCAAAAGUGUUUAGCCAUUUCUUUAACCCGAGAACUAGGUUACUCGGUAACUUCUUAAGGCUCCAGAUGCUUUGUCAAGGUAUAGGUCCUGAAUACAGGCCUCCACAUUUUGAAUACAGAUUGAUUUUCACAGACAUCAUAUUUUAUCACAGACAUCAAAGAAAUCAUUACAUGGAAAUAAAAAAAAAACGUUACAAAAUUCACCCUAUGAAUGGUUCUUUCCCCUUCACUUUGAGAAUGGUUUACAUGUGACUGACAAGCCACUGUCCAUAUACCACUUUGUGUGUACCUUCAUCACUGAAAACUUAAAUCAGUUAUCCAGGGGAGGAUUAUGAGAGUUUUUAGAAAUCCAAGAUCAGCAUCAGCAUUUAAUUGUAUAAGAGAACAGCCUUUGACGUGAUACCCAAGCACCGCUUUAUUUUUGUGAGUGAGAACUAAAUUAUUAUUUAAAAAAAUAAUAAUUAUAUUAGUUGAAAGACUGUUUUUUAACAUUUAAAAUGCCAUGAUAAAAAAUAAAUUACUUUGUAGUCAAGAGAUUUUUCAAAGUGGUACAGGAACAUGCAAGUUUGUGGGUGUGUAACAGAUGCAAUUGUCAAAAUACACUUUAGAACUACUUCCCUGUAUUUUUUGCCAUUUAAAUCACUUUUUUUUUAUAUUAGCUUUGUGGCAUUUCAUACCACUCUGUCAGUAUUAGUGGAAACUGACUGAUGCAUAUAUUCCACUAUCCACGUUCCAACCGGCAGUUACAAAUGAUGCAACAGAAAAGUAGAUUUGCUGCCCUUUGAGAGUGUCAAAACUAAAAAGUGAUUACAUGGAGACUAUUUAUAUUGCCUCCAGGUAAAUGAAAAUGAUUGUCCAAGGCGAGAGUAUGUUCUUCUUGUGAUUCAAUUUUAUAAUUCAAUAUAAUAUUAAAUACAAGAUUAUAUGCAUUUUUUAGUUAAUUCCUGCUCACAUAUUCUUCCAUGGCCACAUACCUAGUCAAAUAAAAGUGACCACAGUAUUAACUAUGCAUAUCUGUAUUUAUUGUGUGCUAAUCUUGUUUUAUGAAGAGUUUUUUCCACCCCCAUCUCAUUGCAGCCAGUGUUGGUCAUACUUGUUCUCACUGGACUAGGCCCAAUCCCUCGGUUAAAAUGAAUUUGUCAGUAAUAAUGGAGGCACUAUAGGAUAAGCCCUAGUUUAAAUGAGCUCUUGAAGAACGUUAGAAAUCAAAUACUCUUAUGGUUUUGAUUUGGGUGAUGGUUUUGCCGAUUUAGGGUUGCAGAAUAGUUAAAAAAAUAUAUAUAUAUGUUUGUGUAUCUAGUUAUUUUUGGAAAGAAGUGGAAACGUGGUUUGUUCUUUUGUCAAUACUUCCUGUUUUUUUCACCAUUAUUCUGAUGUAGCUUUCUCAUUGGGUUCCCACUGGGCUCCUUUUCAUGUUAAAAACAAGCACAAUCAAGACUGAUUAUCUGCCAGGGUCACUUGGGUACCCCUUUCAAAGACUGAAGUCAGUGGAACACAGAUCAUCUCUGGCUUAAUUUGCAAACAAAAGGGACAUGAAUGUAUUGUCUUGUCAUUAUUAUUUUUUUAUCAAAGGCUGUGCCAAUGGAUUGUUUGCAAUGGAGAGGGUGUUUUGGUUCACUGAUAUGCAGCAAACAAAACCAGAAAAAGUCUGCCCUAUACAGAUGAACCACUGAACCCAGUAUUAGCUCAUUUAAAGGCUAGCAGAUAUACUGUGUAUGUUUCAGAACACACCGGUGUCCACUUAUUCGUGAGCUUAUACUUGGUUUGUUCUCAGUUUUUAAGCCCAAACUGACUUUUCAGACUAAAUGUUUUAACCCCAGCAACACCUGGUUGCCGUCUUUUGCCUGUUCAGCCUUUUGUGAGAGUCAGACCCCUCUUUUGAAAGCAUUAAUAUUUUCCAGUACUCAUCUUUUGAAAAGUACUUAUACAGGCCAUUAUUUUAUUAUGUGUUUUGAGAAUAAAGACCAAGAAUAGGUGUGGAUCACAGUGUUCAUCAGAAAUACAGUGCACUUUGUUAGGGUGUGAGUAAAUAUCCAUUCUUCAAAUAAAGGUUUACUUUUUUAUUUAGAGAUGUUUCGGAAAGCUGAGACCUAAUUGUAGUAAUAUGAAUUGGGUUAAAGAUCGCAAGACCGGCAAUACAAUUUUCCUUUCGGCAUGGCUUGUGACUGACUGGGGAGUUUUUGUGUUUUCUCAAAGGAAGAUUCCAUUCCCACUCUACUGAAACGGUAGGUUUUUUUUGCUCGACACAUUUUCCCAUCAGCCAGCAUAGCCUUCAGCCUGACACAAGUGAUCCAAUUCAGUAGUGAGCUGUGCCUGUCUUAGACUAAAUGCAUUUGUAUAAAAAAAAGGUAAAGCUAAAGACAAUUCAGCAUUAACCUGCUGGUGUCUUUUGGCUAAGACAACCUCGAUCAAAAGAGAGUGCCAUUUCAAAAAUGAAACCUAACUUGCACUUUAAAUUAUGGAAAUUAAACCAGCUUUUUCCCUUAGCUUGGAAUAGCAAUCCACGUAGUGAUGGAUCACAUUCUGCAAUAUUUAAACUAGAAGAGCAACUAGAUUUUUUUAAAAACCUUUUUGCUUUGAUACUGCUAGGGAAAAAUACCAUUACUACCACAGACAAUCAGUAGCAAAAGAUAGAAAAUGAAUAAAUGAAAAUCAUUUUCAUAGCUACAUAGCUGCCACGUGUGGCAUUCAGAAAUUGUUUUGUGAAGAUUAUUUAUGUUAUGGUUGGGAGUAUUUUUCUAGAAGCCCACAGGUGGCUUUUGACUGGGGGUGAGGUAAUUUGAAAGACACCUUUAAGGUUUUUGACAUUAAAGAUUUAAUUUUGUUAUACUUGGAAUUAAGAUAUGAAAAGUUAAGAAGGCUCACUCAGCUCUGCUCCAGUCCAGUUCUCAAUAGCAGCUAGUGGAAAUCCUUUCACAGUGUUGAAGGGACACAGCUAAAGAAUUAUUCAGUGUGGGCCCUACUGUUCAUCGGCAUUCAACACAACACCUGAAUCAAAUGCAGGGGUAAUACAUUUUAUGACCAGGUGUAUGGUAGACUGGGUGGUAGCAAAGUGUGGAUGUAGAGGAAAGGGGCUUUUACCAUUGAAAUGUAACAAACAUUUGUGCUGUUUAAUCACAUUACAAUUGUUAUGGGUUAAAAUGCAGAACCAAGUCCCGUUUGAGAUUCUUGAAAACUGCUCAAGUCACACCUUUAUUUUUAAAUUGGACAUUUUUUGACAACAGUAUGAAUGUAAAAGCCCCAGCUUUACAUUUUGUACUGAGUUUCCUAACUGUACAGUUUAAAACCAUUAAAUAAAAAUAUUUUCAAAACUUG
Lepisosteus oculatus (spotted gar) is the source of this 5858-nucleotide messenger RNA. The record is from RefSeq and is a predicted model, not a curated record. Lineage: Eukaryota; Metazoa; Chordata; Actinopteri; Semionotiformes; Lepisosteidae.